This is a messenger RNA of Auxenochlorella protothecoides, 954 nucleotides long. RefSeq names its product putative dimethyladenosine transferase. Gene Ontology annotation, molecular function: rRNA (adenine-N6,N6-)-dimethyltransferase activity. Lineage: Eukaryota; Viridiplantae; Chlorophyta; Trebouxiophyceae; Chlorellales; Chlorellaceae. Gene Ontology annotation, cellular component: mitochondrial matrix. Gene Ontology annotation, biological process: rRNA methylation. The coding region runs from base 1 to 954 and encodes 317 amino acids. The transcript is spliced from 6 exons. The record is from RefSeq and is a predicted model, not a curated record.
AUGUCGGGUCUCCGCGCUGCAGGCGGUGUGGCCAAGCGCUCGGCCAAGAAGGUCGCAAAAGGCUUCUCAGGCAUUGAGUUCCACAAGUCCAAGGGCCAGCAUAUCUUGAAGAACCCCCUGGUUGUGCAGUCCAUCGUCGACAAGUCUGGCCUCAAGUCGACCGAUGUUGUCCUUGAAAUUGGGCCAGGAACCGGUAACCUGACCAUGAAGCUGCUGGAAAAGGCGAAAAGAGUGGUCGCCGUCGAGCUUGAUCCGCGAAUGGUGUUGGAGCUGCAGCGAAGAGUGGCGGGGACUCCACACAGCGCCUCCCUCCAGAUCAUCCACGGCGAUGUCAUGAAGGUCGACCUCCCAUAUUUCGACGUGUGUGUGGCCAACAUCCCAUAUCAGAUCUCCUCCCCGCUCACAUUCAAGCUGCUGUCCCACAGGCCAGCAUUCAGGGCAGCAGUCAUCAUGUACCAGCACGAGUUUGCCAUGCGGUUGGUGGCAAGGCCCGGGGACCCCCUGUACUCCAGGCUGACCGUCAACACCCAGCUCCUCUCCAGGGUGCACCAUCUGCUCAAGGUGGGCAAGAACAACUUCCGCCCGCCCCCCAAGGUGGACUCCAGCGUGGUGCGCAUCGAGCCGCGCAACCCCCCUCCCCCCAUCAACUUCCUGGAGUGGGACGGGCUGAUCAGGCUGUGCUUUGGGCGCAAGAACAAGACGCUGAGCGCCCUGUUCCGGCAGUCCACAACGCUGCACCAGCUGGAGGAGAACUACCUGCUGAGUAACGCGCUGGCCAAGGCCGCGCAGCCGAGGAGGAAGAAGCGGGGGAGGGCCAGCGAGGAGUUUAAGCAAAAGGUGCUGGGCGUGCUGCAGGGCGGCGGCUUCAGCGACUGGCGCGCCGCCAAGCUGAGUCAGGACGAGUUCCUGGCCCUGCUCGCGGCUUUCAAUAGGGCAGGCAUCCACUUUGUAUGA